This is a messenger RNA of Calliphora vicina (urban bluebottle blowfly), 3555 nucleotides long. RefSeq lists its product as uncharacterized. Lineage: Eukaryota; Metazoa; Arthropoda; Insecta; Diptera; Calliphoridae. The coding region runs from base 255 to 3176 and encodes 973 amino acids. The record is from RefSeq and is a predicted model, not a curated record. The transcript has a single exon. Gene Ontology annotation, molecular function: zinc ion binding; nucleic acid binding.
AUUUGAUCUGGCAACCCCAAGUAUGUCAGUUAUUGUAACUGGAUUGACGCUAACUUUACUCCAUUCCUUGUUCGAUCGCCAUUUGUAAGAGGACAAAAAAAUCUUGUAAUAAAAUAAAACACGUGUGUGAAACACAAAAUAAAUAAAAUUAUAAAAUAUUAAAUCAUUAAAAUUCAGGUGUGGGGUACACACACGCUUGCCGUAAAAUAAAUUAUUGUUUGGAAUAAUAUUUGUGAGUGUACAUUUGUUUGGUAAUGGCUGCACGUCUUACAAGGCAAGAAAUUUUAGAAGCCCUUACUGAGAAGGGAGUUAAUUACCCAUCAUCGGCCACCAUUGCUCAGUUGCGUACUUUGUACGAACAGGAGAUAUCCGCUGGUAGAAUGUCUAUGUCAGUAAAGGAUACCGAGGAUAUUUUGCCGGCACUAGGUGCUGCCAGCAUGUGCCCGGGUGCAAAGGCAUCCGCACCAACCAGUAUUGAAAGUACACUGCAUAAUACCAAAAACGCUGCCACAGUGCCACCUGCUGCCCCUAAGCCACAUAGUGAGAUACCUGCUGAUGAAAUUACGCUUGAUGCAUUAAUGCUGCCUGCCGCUACAGUGCCUGCCGAUGAAGCAAAAUCAAUUGAAAAUCCUGCCGAACAGAUGCCUUAUGUAACUGAGGGUUCUGGAGACAUGUUGUCCUCGGAAAGUAUGCCUGCCGACAAUCAGUCAUACAAUAAAAUCAGCGCUUAUGCUAACACCCCGCUGCUAAAUUUUUUAGCGCUUUCAAGUGAAGUAAGUACUAUGCCUCAACCGACAGCUGCGGUCAGAACUGAUGCCAUAGGUUACUUAUCAAAAGUAACCACCCCUACGAAGUUUUAUGCUGACCCGGUGGUUCAUUCUGCAGCCUCGUCGCAAAAAACUAAUGCCGUCCCAUCUGCCAACAUGGAUGAUCCACUAGAGGCCGAAUUAAAAACUUUGCAGUUGCGACUACAGAUAUUACGUGCCCAGGAAGAGAUUCGGACCAUUGAGGCAAAUACAAAUGGUCAAAGACGCCAUAUAGAUUUAGGUGAGAUUGAUGCUGUUGUCCCACCAUUCAGUGGUGAUGACCACUAUGAUGUCAUCAAGUGGUUUACACAAUUUGAAGAUUAUACCGAGAUGUGUGGGUACAGUGAUAGAGAGCGAUGCCUUGGGCUGCGACGCCGGCUUCUGGGAACGGCGAAAAAUUUUGUAUUCAACUUGGGCCCAAUUGAAUAUUCACAACUGAAGUCAAGGUUGAUCAAAGUGUUCCGACGUACGGUCACGCGACAGGAGGUGUAUCGUCAGUUACAAGCACGUAAGCUCCUACCGACGGAAUCAUCCUUAAGCUAUGUGAUAGCAAUGCAGACAAUUGCAAAUCAGUCCACUAUUGAAGAACAGGAGCUGGUGGAUUUGAUUAUUGACGGUAUACCAGAGUCUGGGAGUCACAUUACAUUUUUAUAUGGGGCGAGCACAAUGGAAGAAUUAAUUCGUCGCCUUGACCGCUUCGAGCAGCGACGCCGUCAUACUGCUUUAACUUCGAAAAGGUUGGGGGCUGACACAAAAAUAAGUUCCAGUAUUAAAAUGAAUCCUGCCGUUCAACAAGGUGUUGCCAAAACUGCGGAAGAUGCCAUAAGGUGCUACAAUUGCUCGCAGUAUGGACAUUACCAGAGUAAAUGCCCUAAGCCUAUCAGACCACCAAAUUCGUGUUUCUAUUGUGGUGUAGUGGGCCAUUACCGCCAGAACUGCCCGAAAAGAAGUCGUUCCUUAGCUGCUGUUGUUGGUGACGAUGAGGACAAAGCGGACCCAGUGGACGCAUUCCAAAUGGUGAGUGUUGCCUUUAAUAUUGAAGAUAAGUGCACUGAAUUAAAGUCAAUUAUUUCCCUUUUUGAUUCUGGUAGUCCGGUUAGUUGCAUAAAGAAGUCCAUAUUACCGUUUGCAGUCAAUAGUGAGAAGACCGUUUCGUCAUUUCGAGGAGUUGGUCGGAGUAGAAUAAAUUUCUUUGGUGUAGUUAAAUGUAAAAUAAUGUUUAAAGGUUCUGUAGUAAUACAUAACUGUUUUGUAUUGCCUGAUGAGGAGGCGGUCGUACCACUGUUGAUUGGUCGGGAUAUACUUUCUAAAUUAAAUAUUAAACUAUGUCGUUUGAAGAAAAGAUAUGAUAAAGAAAUGCUUUUGAAUUUAAAUUUAAAUAAAUCUGAAAUAAGUGAACCAGUUUCAAGUGCACUUAAAUCUUUUAAUAUUUGUAGAAGCCCACGAGGGAAGGGGGAAAAGAUUCUAGCUAUUAAUGACAAAAACGAAAUCCUCAAUUUGCCUUUUUCUGAUGUAAACGGUUUAGAAAAUGGUAAUUUUGAUUUAUUGAAUGUUGCUACUACUUCUGAACGGUUGGGUGCAUGUGUCACAAUUCCUGGUUGUGAUGGGGACUUGGUCGAAUAUUCGGGUGACCUUAUGGAUACAAAUGGGCCUGAUUUAGGAGGUGGAAUUGACAUUGACCCUAAUCUAGGUCAAUGUGAUGUUGAUAUUAUUAAGGGGGUGCUAACUGAGUGUUAUUUCGAUGUGACGGACAUUAGGCGGGAGGAAGGGGAAUAUUCCAUGCAAAUACGUUUGAUUAAUGACGUCCCGGUAUUCAGUGCACCCAGGAGAUUAUCUCAUCGGGAGCGUGAGGAGGUUAGGGAAACACUUAAUCGCUUGUCGCAACAGGGCAUAAUAAGGCCUAGUGAGUCCCCAUAUGCUUCCCCAUUAGUAUUGGUGAGGAAAAAGAAUGGCACACUGCGAAUGUGUGUUGAUUAUCGCGCCCUUAAUAGAAUAACGCUUAGGGACAAUUUUCCGUUACCUGUAAUCGAGGAUUGUCUGGAGUACUUAGGGAAUAAGAGGUAUUUUAGUACCCUUGAUUUGAAAGAGGGGUUUCACCAGGUCAGGGUUCAUCCUGAUUCAAUUAAGUAUACUGCUUUUGUUACGCCGUUUGGGCAAUAUGAGUUUUGUUAUAUGCCAUAUGGCUUACGCAACGCGCCUGCGGUAUUUCAGAGGUUUAUAACCAUGGUAUUGAGGGAACUUGUGGAUGCUGGGAAGGUUGUAGUGUACAUGGAUGAUAUUAUUAUAGCAACUGAGGAUAUUAGAGAUCACGUUGAGAUAUUGCGUAAGGUUUUACUUCUGUUGAGCGGACAUGGGUUGAAUAUGGUUUAAUAUUGAAGAUAAGUGCACUGAAUUAAAGUCAAUUAUUUCCCUUUUUGAUUCUGGUAGUCCGGUUAGUUGCAUAAAGAAGUCCAUAUUACCGUUUGCAGUCAAUAGUGAGAAGACCGUUUCGUCAUUUCGAGGAGUUGGUCGGAGUAGAAUAAAUUUCUUUGGUGUAGUUAAAUGUAAAAUAAUGUUUAAAGGUUCUGUAGUAAUACAUAACUGUUUUGUAUUGCCUGAUGAGGAGGCGGUCGUACCACUGUUGAUUGGUCGGGAUAUACUUUCUAAAUUAAAUAUUAAACUAUGUCGUUUGAAGAAAAGAUAUGAUAAAGAAAUGCUUUUGAAUUUAAAUUUAAAUAAAUCUGAAAUAAGUGAACCAGUUUCAAGUGCA